Molecule: messenger RNA, 1155 nt
Organism: Aspergillus luchuensis
Lineage: Eukaryota; Fungi; Ascomycota; Eurotiomycetes; Eurotiales; Aspergillaceae
Exons: 4
Coding region: 1-1155 (384 amino acids)
Molecular function (GO): oxidoreductase activity, acting on the aldehyde or oxo group of donors, NAD or NADP as acceptor
Source: RefSeq, a predicted model, not a curated record
AUGGUCGCAACACAACCUUUCCAGCGCAUUGUCGCUGCUGAGAUAGACGGUCGCUGUUUGAAUAUCAGAUAUCGUCAGAAUCAAUUUCAUCGUCUACAGUCCAGAGUUGUACAGAAUAUCGAGCAGAUCAAAGAUGCGAUCGCUGCCGAUUCGGGAAAUUCGUCGGAGGAGGUUCGCGCCGAGAUCUGCCUUGCCUUUAAGGAGAUUCGCACACACUAUGCUUCGCUGGACUUGAAAAAAGACCUGGAGGAGGAGUAUCGUGUUGCCAAUGGCAAGGAUAAUUAUGAUGGGAAGCGCGGAGUCGGGAUUGUCUAUAUUGUGCCUUCUUCACAUACUAUGUUUUUCUCUGUUGUCGCGGCGCUGAGUGCUGCCAUUGCGGCCGGGAACUGCGUAAUUCUUGAGUUGACGAAAACUACAAUGGCCGUACCGGGUGUGCUCAAGAAGAUCCUGCCUCAGACCCUGGACGCGGAUACAUUCGCUAUCAGCGAGGAGAGACCAGAUACCACAUUCCUCAACAAAACGCAUUUAAUUGCACAAAGUGACUCUAUUACUCCUUCUUCCAACAGCCUUUCUUCGCCCACUUCGGCCAGAACCGUCGCCAUCGUCGACCGCACAGCCCACAUCUCCGCUGCAGCGGAUGCGCUGGUGUCCGCGCGAUUCGCUUUUGGCGGUCGCUCCACUUACUCGCCUGACGUUGUACUCGUACAGGAGUUCGCUAUGAAGGAGUUCGUGGAAGCUAUCAUCCAGCGAUCAUCGAAGUAUCUAGCCGGUCAAAAUGGAGACGCUCGUCAGACGGCCGUCAAUCCGCGACGAUCGAGUUCGGGCGCUUCGUUGCUCGAUGCGGCGUAUAAAGACGCCAGCGCACGGGUGAUAGUAUCUGGAUCUGAAUGGGGUGUAGUUGAAGUACACGACCGAAAAUCAUCUCUUCUGCAAAAGAAGGUAUCCGAGAAAGUGCUCGUUCUGCAUCCGGUGACUAGCCUGGACGAUGCUAUUGAUUUCAGCACAUCCAUGGGCACCCUAGCAGCAACAUACGCCUUCUCCGCCCCAGCAGCAGCCAAAUACCUAACUCAAUUUAUCGACUCCUACACCUCUUAUAUCAACCACGUUCCCGUCGACAUGCUCAGUAAGCUUCCCACUCCCUUCCCAGCCCUCUAG